AUGAAUUCAUCCGAACACUGUAAUGAGAAUAUCAGAAGACGACAAGCUGAAUAUAAAGAGAAACUCAAAAGACGAUGCUGGGAAGAGAAAAAGCUGAUUGAAGAGGUGCGCUAUAAGCGAUCAUGUAUCAGACUAGCACCGACGUUUCUUUCGGAAAAAGAGAUCCAGAAAAGGAUAGAAGACUUCAUAAGGAUAGUAAUUAGACUGACCCGCUCGAAUAACAUCGGUAAGGAAUAUGGCGACCUUAGAGGAAGCCGACCAGACUACUUUGCCAGGAUGGAAGCGGCACUGUACAAGUCUCGCAUUGAAAUUAUGCGACUGGAAGCUUGCAAUACUAUGGAAAGAAUACGGAGUGCAGGCGAAGGACUAGCAAUGACAUACGACCUGUUCAGGUUGCUUGUUCGGGCUAAAGAUGCAUCAGAAGAGUCACAAGAACAAUUCUACGAAAGGGAAGAAGAAGGAGUGCUACUGGAUCCAAAAUUCGCCUUUAACUUCGUCAGGAAAGAGCUCGACUUCUUCGAUAAUCUCAAGCUGCAAAUGGACACUGAAGUAAAGGAAGCUGAACUUCAAUUGGAAACCGAAAAUCGCGAAGGUGCAUUCCAGCAACUCGAAGACUUGAUUUCCAAAGUACGGCGCGAUGUUAGCGAAAGGUGCAUGGAAGUGAAAGAACAGCUAAGUAAGCAGAACGACGUCAUCAAGUAUGUCCUGGAAGGUAUUGGUUCGCUCGGAGAAACAAUCAAUGAUCUCACAAAGAAAGCGAUCGAGCAGCCGCAAGCCAUCCCAGAAGUGCUGGAAAUGGAAGUCGAUGACAAGGAAAAUAAGGAAAGCUUGGAGGAAAUUGAGCCUGAAGCAAUCGAGGAUGGCGAAAUUGAAGAAAACUUAACUGAUUAUGACGUCGACGAAGAUGCAUCCCACAAAGGUUCAAGAAGAGAAUCCAUCGAUGUAAGUGAUGCAUAUUCAAAAAGGACAUCUAACAGCAAAAACGCAUCGCAAACAAACAAUCACGGUACAUCAUUUCACAAGAAACAAAUAGAAGAUAGAAUGGCAGAGCUCAAGGUUCUGAUAAAAGAUGGAGCCGCAAUUCCGGAAAGAACACUGUGCCAUGCAAACUUUAAGAGGGAACAGGAACGUUACAUGAGAUGCGCAUUCUGCCUCGCCAAAGGGCAACAUUACAGUGAUUGCUGCCCCAUCGUGUCUACUGUUGAAGCACGAAGGAACAGAAUUCGCUGUCGAUCUUGUCUAGACACGUGGCAUAGUUCCCACAGAUGCAAUAGACCAAAGAGACGUUGCAACUAUUGUCACUCCGAAGACCAUCAUACGGCCUUGUGCAUAAUGCCGGAGCGUAUGAAAGACUACUACCAUGAAUAUGAUGAGCUCCGCGAGGAACUAGAAACAUUCGAGCAAUACGACGAGCCUUCAACUUCUGGUGCGGUGGAGUAUUACGAAGGUGAUAGACAGUAA
Messenger RNA from Necator americanus (New World hookworm), 1461 nucleotides. RefSeq lists its product as uncharacterized. The record is from RefSeq and is a predicted model, not a curated record. NCBI's taxonomy places the organism in Eukaryota, Metazoa, Nematoda, Chromadorea, Rhabditida, Ancylostomatidae. Bases 1 to 1461 code for a protein of 486 amino acids. The transcript has a single exon.